AUGAGGUGGGUCAUUCCUUCUAUUAUCUUGGGCACUGCUCUGCUUCUUGGCGCCUACCGUUCUGUGAUCUUCGGUGGAAAUAACUCUUCUGGAACUGGACUUAUCUCCCUUAUUAUAGAGGUCUCCCAAAAAUUAGGCCUUCCAAGUGAAUGGCUUGAAGGGUUGGUCGGCAUCGAGCUCCCUCGGCCAGGUUCUGGACUUUCGGACCGUGAGUCGCCGUUAUCUGAAUCUCCAUCGCAUACUGGCUUCAGUCCUGGCAUUUCAUUCGAUGACAGCAGCACUGAGUUCAAAUUGCCUGAAUGUCAGCCGAAUGCGUUCAGUUUAGAUCAAUUGGUCAGACAUCAACAUCUCAGUAUUCUUGGACAUGUGUUUGAUGUCAGCACAAAUCUGGACAUGUACGGAACUGAGGGCGGGUAUGCUGACUUUACCGGUAAGGUGGAGUGUUCUGACGAUAUAUUCAUUUUUAUUUCCUAA
This is a messenger RNA of Protopolystoma xenopodis, 474 nucleotides long. The record is from the annotation of a GenBank genome assembly. Lineage: Eukaryota; Metazoa; Platyhelminthes; Monogenea; Polystomatidea; Polystomatidae.